AUGGAAGCGGGUAUGUCUCUAAACGCAGUCGUUCGGCUUCCGCUCUCGAGUUCGAGGACCCAUGAAGAUGGUUUGGUCAGGCACUCAUUGGUCUCCACGACGACGACGACGACCCAGAAGGCAGAGCAAAGGCAGGGCCGCAAACUGGUCGUUCAAGCAAAGAGCAAAAGGGGAAUGAUGGCUCGCCAAUUUCAAGCCAAGAAGCCUCCACCUCCUGCCAUGCCCAAGAUUGAAGACGACGGCAACCCACGUUUCGUUGUAUUCAUGAGAAUGGCUAAUGUUUACCUAUGGUACCCACUUAGUGUUAUAUCAGGCGGAACCACGGCUAAAAUCAUGGUUGCAGCAAAAGAUAAUUUUCUGGGGAAAUAUAUAUAUAAAGAUACCCUUGCUAGAAAUCUUGCUGCAGUUAUUUACAGGGACGAGAAGGAAAUACAGAAGACAGCAUUCAAGCAGUACCGAGUGUUGCGGUCAGCUACUGAUUUUAGAUAUGGCUACAAAAUUGUGGAAAAUGGUAACAUGAGAGCAGCACUUUCUACCUCGGAUGUAAUUGAGCUUCCAACAAAAGACAAGCUCAAAACCACUUUUGACAAAGUGAAAGAUUUUUUUGGGGAUGCAAAGGAAUCGUUCGGCAAGCUGACAACACUGAACUUAUCCGAGUCUCAGGAAUCAGAAGAAAAAUCUGCAGAACAGGAAAAGCAACACUCAAACCUAAAACCUCCCUAUGGUAAAAGGCUAAAGGUGGCAGAUAGGUUCUGUGAGAUAGUGAAGCUUAUUCAGCUGCGUGCACAUUUCACGAAAGGUCGCUUAGGAUGA
This is a messenger RNA of Prunus armeniaca (apricot), 813 nucleotides long. Lineage: Eukaryota; Viridiplantae; Streptophyta; Magnoliopsida; Rosales; Rosaceae. The record is from the annotation of a GenBank genome assembly.